AUGUCUCUCUUCGGAGGGCAAACUCAGUCAGGUGGUGGACUAUUUGGAUCCGCUGCCGCAAAUAAACCCAGUGGCUUUGGCGGGUUCGGUUCGAGUACGACAGGAACACAGCAGAGCGCCGGUGGUGGCUUAUUUGGAUCGCCACAAACCCAACAGAGCUCUACAGGAGGGGGCCUGUUUGGAUCCAAUGCGACAUCGCAGCCGCAGCAGCAACAGACUGGCGGUUUUUUUGGGUCCUCAACGACAACCCAGACGCAGCCCCAGACUGGUGGAGGCUUGUUCGGAUCUACAACACAGCAGAAACCCCAGACAGGUGGUCUUUUUGGCGGUGCUUUAGGCCAGACACAACAACAACAGCAGCAGCAGACGACGACCGGCGGUGGAGGAUUGUUUGGGUCAACACUUGGGCAGCAGAAGCCGCAGGGGAGCAGCCUGUUUGGAGGAUUGGGUCAGCAGCAGCAGCAACAACAACAACAACAACAGACUCCACAACAAGGAGGCGGGCUAUUUGGAGGCCUUGGGGCUACUACACAGCAACAGCAACAACCUCAGCAGCAGAGUCUGUUCGGUGGAUCCGUCCUUGCAAGUCAACAGCAGCCGCAAUUGGGGCAGACUACAACACAGCAGCCAGGCUCUAGCCUGUGGUCACCAGGCCGCGCUGUUACAGGAGGUUCGUUUCGAUGGUCAGAUUGUCCAGACUUAAGCGCCAGGCUAACUUUGACCACAGUACAUCGAACUGUACCCAUGCAAAUAGAGAUCGUCAAGAACAAAUGGGACACGGGCAGUCGCGCGUCGCCAUUCAGAACGUAUUUGUACAAUCACGUCGGGGAUCAGGCUCCCUUCUAUCAGCCUACUGCGGAGGACGACGAAACGAAAUGGGAAGAGGCUCUACGCGAAAGACCCGGCUCCGGAUAUGUGCCGGUGUUGGUGAGAGGGUUCUGGGAGCUCGGCAAGCGAGCGCAGCGGCAAAAGGAUUUCCUCACAAUGGCCCAGACCCGCCUACAUGAGAUUAACAACUGUCUCACGGACCUGCUGUCUCGUCAUGACCUGAAGAUAUCUGUCAAGAUCGCCGACUGUCGCCGGAAACAUUUAGUUCUAAGCAAGCGCUGUCUCGCUUUAGCGGCAAAGACUCAAGUCCUCAGGAACCGAGGCUACGCAAUGGAUGAGGCAGAAGAAGAACUUAAGAAGAAGCUCGCACAGCUGGAGCGGUCUGUCUUUGAUCCCUCGCUCAACGGGCGGGCUGAGGAAAUCUGGGCCCGCAUGUUGGCGAUCCGGGAACACUCGAAACGCUUGCAGGCGGAGAUGGAGAAGGCGGGCGCUUCAACGGCUGCUCAGGGCGAAGAGGAAAUGGACGAGAAUACCAUGAAGACUGCAAAGAAGGUUUGUCUACUCCUUCGAAUCGCACUGCGUUCAAGCGUCCCUGUGGCCAGCUUACUAAUUUUUCCCAGAUCUUGGAUGAUUAUCACGCACAAAUCACACAUCUGCAAAAGGAAUUCGAAUCCGUCAAAAAGGAUUUUGAAGAGGCGCAGAAGCUUCAGGGACCGGUGGAUCAUUGAGAUAGAUAGGUCAACGUAA
Molecule: messenger RNA, 1575 nt
Organism: Aspergillus udagawae
Lineage: Eukaryota; Fungi; Ascomycota; Eurotiomycetes; Eurotiales; Aspergillaceae
Product: putative nucleoporin
Exons: 1
Coding region: 1-1575 (524 amino acids)
Biological process (GO): nuclear pore organization; protein localization to nuclear inner membrane; NLS-bearing protein import into nucleus
Cellular component (GO): nuclear pore central transport channel; nuclear pore
Molecular function (GO): structural constituent of nuclear pore
Source: RefSeq, a predicted model, not a curated record